Molecule: messenger RNA, 1050 nt
Organism: Budorcas taxicolor (takin)
Lineage: Eukaryota; Metazoa; Chordata; Mammalia; Artiodactyla; Bovidae
Gene: FCGR2B
Product: Fc gamma receptor IIb
Exons: 8
Coding region: 1-951 (316 amino acids)
Biological process (GO): cell surface receptor signaling pathway
Molecular function (GO): transmembrane signaling receptor activity
Source: RefSeq, a predicted model, not a curated record
AUGGGGAUCCCCUCAUUCCUAGCCUUCCCUGCUGCCUGGAGGAACCGAGCUCACUGCAUGCCCUGGCAUCCUUGGGGCCACAUGCUACUGUGGACAGCUCUGCUCUUCCCGGCUCCUGUUCCUGGGAAACCUGAUCUCCCAAAAGCUGUGGUGAGCAUCCAGCCUGCGUGGAUCAAUGUGCUCAGGGAGGAUCACGUGACGCUGAUGUGCCAGGGGACCAGCUUCUAUGCAGGCAACCUCACCACGUGGUUCCAUAACGGGAGCUCCAUCGACACCCAGAACCAGCCCAGCUACAGCUUUAGGGCCAACAGCAAUGACAGUGGAUCCUACAGGUGCCAGAGGGAGCAGACCAGCCUCAGCGACCCCGUGCAUCUGGAUGUGAUUUCUGACUGGCUGCUGCUCCAGACCCCCAGCCUCGUGUUCCAGGAAGGGGAGCCCAUCAUGCUGAGGUGCCACAGCUGGAGAAACCACCCUCUGAGUAAGAUCACGUUCUACCAGGAUGGGAAAUCCAAGACAUUUUCCUAUCAGCGCUCCAACUUCUCUAUCCCACAUGCCAACCUCAAUCACAGCGGCCAGUACCACUGCACAGCAUUUCUCGGGAAGACGCCACACUCGUCACAGCCCGUGAACAUCACUGUCCAAGAGUCCAGCUCGAGUGACCCCUCGUCGACGACGACAGCUGUGGCUAUAGGCGCUUGUUUUGCUGCAGUGGCUAUUGUUGCUGCCAUAGCAGCCUGGUUCCGCCUCAGGAGAAAGCCAAUUUCAGCUCUCUCAGGAACCCCUGAGCACAGGGAAAUGGGGGAGACCCUCCCUGAGGAACCAGCCGGUCUCACUGAUGCUGAAACUGAUGCCGCCAGAACUGAGGCUGAGAACACAAUCACCUAUUCACUCCUCUCGCACCCGGACGUUGCAGAGGAAGAACCAGAGUCCGAUUACCAGAAAUGCCUUUAGUUUUCGUUGUCUUGCCUGGGAGUUGGGGAAGUGAAUCGUAGAGGCCAGGAUCUGGUGUCUUCUGGCCUGAACUCCUCUUAGGGAGGAGAAAAGGAUACU